CCUUUACCAUGCUUGUCACAGAUGGCUCCCUGGUGGCUUCCAUCUGGGCAGUGCUCCAUCCUAGGACUCUGCUGCUGGCUGCUGUCACCUUCCUGUUCCUGACCAACUACCUAAAAAACAGGUACCCCAAGAACCAACCUCCAGGGCUCUGGUGCCUGCCCUUUGUGGACAACUUGUUCCAGUUGGAUCUGGAGCAGAAGCAUCUGGUGAUUCAGCCAUUUGUGAAGAUGCAUGGAAACCUAAUUAGCCUGGUUUUUGGUAACAUCCCCUCAGUGAUCCUAACUGGAAUGCCCUUAAUCAAAGAAGUUUUAACUCACAUGGAACAAAACUUUUUGAAACACCCCAUUAUGCCACUCAGAGAAUGUGUCUUUAAAAACAAUGGCUUGGUCUUCUCCAGUGGCCAGACAUGGAAGGAGCAAAGAAGGUUCACACUAAUGACACUCAAGAACUAUGGAUUGCGGAAGAAGAGCUUAGAGCAGCACAUACAGGAGGAGGUCCUCCACCUUGCAGAUGCCAUAGGAGAGGUUGAAGGACAGCCUUUUGACCCUCACUUCAGGAUCAACAAUGCUGUUUCCAAUACCAUUUGCUCCAUCACCUUUAGGGAACAUUUUGGGUAUGAGGACAGUCAGUUUCAGGAGCUGCUGGGGUUAUUACAUGAGGCCACAUGUCUGGAAGCAUCAAGGAUGUGCCUGGAUGAUGAGUUGAUGUUGGAUAACCAAUUGAUGGACUCUUCCUGA
Molecule: messenger RNA, 737 nt
Organism: Peromyscus californicus insignis
Lineage: Eukaryota; Metazoa; Chordata; Mammalia; Rodentia; Cricetidae
Product: cytochrome P450 2J3-like
Biological process (GO): xenobiotic metabolic process
Cellular component (GO): cytoplasm; intracellular membrane-bounded organelle
Molecular function (GO): oxidoreductase activity, acting on paired donors, with incorporation or reduction of molecular oxygen, reduced flavin or flavoprotein as one donor, and incorporation of one atom of oxygen; heme binding; iron ion binding
Source: RefSeq, a predicted model, not a curated record